Messenger RNA from Peronospora farinosa, 1377 nucleotides. The record is from the annotation of a GenBank genome assembly. NCBI's taxonomy places the organism in Eukaryota, Oomycota, Peronosporomycetes, Peronosporales, Peronosporaceae.
AUGACGACACUUCAAAGUCAGAGUUUGACAACCCCGACAGUAUUGGUGAUACAGUCUUCGCAAUGGACACAGCUUCGACCAGAACGGUGCAAUGCUAAACACGUUGUCAAUUCUGUCGAACUGCAGGACGUCCAAGAGAUACAGAACCAGCAGCUUCAAUGGCAGUCCGCGAGCCACCUGUCCGAACGGCGGACGAUGGUGCAACGAAUUCUGCAGCUUUCGCAGAGUCAUAGCAAGUCCAACGUAAAUUCCAAUAGAGCAGUGUUGUUGGCCAAGCGCAUUGAACUGGCACUGUAUUCACGUGCGGGUUCGUUGAUUGAAUACGGCAACUUGACAACGCUUCGACGACGACUACAGAGCCUGGUUGCUUCUAGCGUGCACGAAGCUGUGGCAAGUGAGACAGGGGUGCAAACCAGAAAGCGUCAUGUUAUGUCACGAAAUUUGAUGCAAGUUAGCAAGCGUCAACGAUGCACGUCCACAACCACAAGUAUCAAUAUCUUUUCUUCCAUUGAUGAGGACUGUACGCGCUUGGUGUUCUCGUUUUUAGAUGGUAAUGAGGUUAUGCGUCAACGGAUGCUGAAUCGGUUUGCUGCUGCUUUCUUGCCGAAUUGUAUACUGUGUCUGACAGUGAAGGUCUCUCAAUUGGCACACGGACUGGCUUCCAACUCGUCCAUGCUUCGGCUGAUCAAACUCGAGCAGCUUGUAGUGCACAAGGCUGGAGCGUUAUCCUUAUCUCCAGCAGUAGCAAGAGUUGGAUCCGCAACGACUCCACUUUACGCUUGGGGCUGUGCCGAGCUUCCAACGAAUCAAGCGAAUGAUGGUGAAAGUGCUGUGCUUGCUUUGGCUGGUGCAUUGAGCUCUGGCACCUUUCCGAAUCUGAAGAAACUGCAGCUCAACUCGAUGUUCGUCAACACCAUGAGCCAUAACGGUCUAUUUCCGCUGUGCAAGGCACUGGAAAGUAGCUGCUGUCCAUUUUUGGAAGACUUACUACUGGCUGGCAACAACCUCGGUGAUCUCGGCGCAUACAGAGUCGCACGUUUGCUUCAGUCUCCUCAAGCUCCACGUCUUACUCGUUUGGAUCUACGUCGUAAUUUUAUGGGUGAGACUGGACUACGUGCAGUUGUGUGUGCUCUAAUCCAGAAGCAGCCUUUGCUCCAAGUGCUGUGUAUGGGAGGAAACCUCGUGACCGACAACUGUGUGAGUGAGCUACAGAGAUUGUUGGCAAGUUUAGCCUGCCCGACUCUGCGAUUCCUCGGUCUUGAAGACAACUUUUUGAGCGCCGAAGGUGUGCAUUUUUUAGUCAAGACGGCAGCAACCAAUACCACCUCAUCAACGAAACUGCGUCGCGUCUCCUGCGAUUGCGAAGCUUCCGCGUAA